AUGGUGAAAAGCAAAGUUUGGACCCCGAAAAGGAAGUUUGAUGGGAAAGUGCAAACGUCCGAUUUCCAUCUUGUGGAGGAGGAGGUUUCGGACGACCUAAAAGAUGGUGAGUACCUUAUAGAAGCACUUCACUGGACGGUGGAUCCGUACAUGAGGACACGUGAGGUGGGAAAUGUGGAACGCAAUCAAUGCAUGCCAGGAGAACAGAUAGCCAAUAUGACGGCUUACUUUGGUUUCCUGGAGCUUUGCCAACCAAAGGAAGGGGACACGGUACUUGUCAAUGGUGCUGCCGGGGCAGUAGGUAGUCUUGUCGGACAAAUCGCUAAAAUCAAGGGAUGCAAAGUGGUGGGAUGUGCUGGAACUGAAGACAAAUGCAAAUGGCUGAAAGAGCUGGGUUUCGAUGAAGUCUUCAACUACAAGAAGGUGGAUUUGUCCGAAGCAUUGAAAACGGCCGCUCCAGAUGGCUAUGAUUGUUUCUUCGACAAUAUUGGGGCCGAUUUUACAUCUACGGCACUGAAACACAUGAAGUUGUUUGGACGAGUGUCAAUCUGUGGACAGAUUUCCAUGUACAACGAUAAAGAGCCUCCAAGAGGUGUAUACCCGUUCAUGGACAUUCUUGCCAAACAGCUUAAGGUCGAAGGAUUCAUCGUAUUGCGGUGGUAUCCAAGGUGGGCUGAGGGAGAAAAAGACAUGGCACAAUGGAUCAGAGAAGGAAAAAUCAAGUACAAAGAAACGAUAUACAAGGGCUUUGAAAACAUGCCUACAGCAUUCGUCGGGCUGUUUGAUGGUGCCAACACGGGAAAAGCUAUAAUAUCAUCUUAG
Molecule: messenger RNA, 822 nt
Organism: Ylistrum balloti
Lineage: Eukaryota; Metazoa; Mollusca; Bivalvia; Pectinida; Pectinidae
Product: prostaglandin reductase 1-like
Exons: 8
Coding region: 1-822 (273 amino acids)
Biological process (GO): prostaglandin metabolic process
Molecular function (GO): 15-oxoprostaglandin 13-reductase [NAD(P)+] activity
Source: RefSeq, a predicted model, not a curated record